This is a messenger RNA of Striga hermonthica, 882 nucleotides long. The record is from the annotation of a GenBank genome assembly. NCBI's taxonomy places the organism in Eukaryota, Viridiplantae, Streptophyta, Magnoliopsida, Lamiales, Orobanchaceae.
AUGGCUGCAGAGGAGCAGAAGUUUCCGGCACAAAGGCAGGAGGAGCAGCCCGGAAAACAGCACCUGAUGGACCCUAUUCCACAGACACUUAACCCUGAUUACAAGCCCACCAACAAGCUCCAUGGCAAGGUGGCUCUGGUGACGGGAGGCGACUCGGGCAUCGGACGAGCCGUGUGCUACCUCUUUGCCAUGGAAGGUGCCAGCGUGGCCUUCACUUAUGUGGCUGGCCUCGAAGAAAAAGAUGCCAAGGACACCCUCAAAAAGAUCCAAGAGCUCAAAGCUCCUGACACAAAAGACCCAGUUGCCCUCCCGGCCGAUGUGGGGUUCGACGAGAACUGCAAGCUGGUGGUGGACGAGGUCAUCAACAACUUCGGGCGCAUAGACAUCUUAGUCAACAAUGCCGCCGAGCAGCAUGUUACGAGGACGGUUGAGGAUAUAGACGAGAACAGACUCGAGAGGAUCUUUCGGACUAAUAUUUUCUCACACUUUUUCUUGACCAGGCACGCGCUCAAGCACAUGAAAGAAGGAAGCACCAUAAUCAACUCGACAUCCGUGGUGGCCUACUGUGGGUCUCCAACUCUGCUCGACUAUUGCGCCACCAAGGGAGCCAUCGUGGCCUUUACACGUGGCCUUGCCCUCCAGCUCGUUGACAAAGGUAUUCGGGUGAAUGCCGUGGCUCCCGGGCCCGUGUGGACCCCACUGCAGGUGGCUUCGAUGCCAGAAGAGACCUCCACAAAGAUCGGGUCCGAGACUCCCAUGGGUCGGGCCGCCCAGCCCCACGAGAUCGCCCCGUCUUACGUCUUCCUUGCAUCACACGACUCGUCUUCCUACUUCACGGGCCAAGUCCUGCACCCUAAUGGUGGGAUGAUCGUCAAUGCAUGA